Messenger RNA from Aphanomyces astaci, 916 nucleotides. RefSeq lists its product as hypothetical. The record is from RefSeq and is a predicted model, not a curated record. The transcript is spliced from 4 exons. NCBI's taxonomy places the organism in Eukaryota, Oomycota, Saprolegniomycetes, Saprolegniales, Verrucalvaceae. The coding region runs from base 33 to 785 and encodes 250 amino acids.
GCAUUGUCCAACUUCGCAAGAGCGGCGGCAGGAUGACACUGCCACCAUUGAUAGCGACCUACGCUGUGCUGGUGUACCUGAGUGAGAAGGAGACACCAGUGGCCAAGUCAAGCAAGACCGAAUGGACGUCCUUAAACUUGAUCGCUAAGAAUGGGAGUAAUGGCUCGCUUGUCGUGUCUACAGGCUCCGAAGCAACCACCUCGUUCAAGCAAGUGCUGGACAUGGGCCACGCUACCGACAAGACUUCCAUCCUGAAGGCGCUGUCAAUCCCUCAUCUUGUCCUGACUACUUCCAUCGACAUUUGCGCCACGCUGGCCAAUGCGGCGACGGUGGAAUGCGCACCGCCGCAUGCUCUGGCAUCCCGCGUUCUUGCAUUUAUAGCGUCGUCCAAGCGCAGCAUUGUGGUACUGCACUUGGACUUGUCAGAGAUGAACGAUGCCCUGAACGAGUGUUUAGUAUCUCUGUCCACCAACGUCGACUCGACGUGCUUUGUGGGUAUCGUUAAAGAAUCCACCAGCCGACCUCCAGCCCACAACCCCACCGACAUUCCAUUUCCAGUGCCGCCGCAAAGCUGGCUCAAGCGGAACGGCCAGUACGAGACCCUCUCGGCAGCUUCCUGGCUCGUGUAUUCGUUCUACCUCCGCCACCAGUCGCGCCAAGAUACAGUGGCGACGUUCAACGACGCCGCCAUCUUCAGCCUGGGCGGGUACAGUUCCAUGCAAGCGCAUGUGGCUUUGCGAGAAAUUUCCUUCCGGUUGGGUCAUGUGGCCAAAUAUGGUGCUUGAUAUCGUGACCAAACGCACUGUAAAUUGCUAGUAUUACGAAAUAACACACCUCGGUUGAUCGAAGGUAGAGAGGCGUACUGAAGUACCCAAGAGCUAAAGAUGCAUGUGGCUAAGACGAGUUUAGCGUACUG